Molecule: messenger RNA, 5549 nt
Organism: Siniperca chuatsi (mandarin fish)
Lineage: Eukaryota; Metazoa; Chordata; Actinopteri; Centrarchiformes; Sinipercidae
Gene: mamdc4
Product: MAM domain containing 4
Exons: 28
Coding region: 694-4530 (1278 amino acids)
Cellular component (GO): membrane
Molecular function (GO): protein binding
Source: RefSeq, a predicted model, not a curated record
AAAUGUAUAAGUCCAGUAUUUACUCCUUUUGGCCUUUUUUAGUAUCCACAAACCGCUGAGAGAAAUAUCUGGCUCCUUAGCUGCUAAAUGAUCCACUUUCUUCACCAGCUAGAGUUGCUUUCAUGGCAAAGUUACAUGGCUCAAAUCUUCAACCCCACUGGACAGGUCAGUUUGCCCAGCGGUGGUUGCUUAAGAAAUAGCUUGAACACUGUUCCUAAAAUCAAAAUGUCAAAUUUUUACAUUCAGAUGCAAUUGUAAAUUAAGACAGCUGUGACGUGUCAGUGGGUGUAUUUUGUCACUUUUGGAGCUAGGCUAGCAGUUUCUAUGUGGUUCUAGUCUAUACGCUAAGCUAGGCUAAACAUAUUCUUCCUCUUUACUAAUUGCAAGAAAUGACCUUUAUCAUAUUGAACUUGUUAUGUGAAAGGGAUUUAUGGACAGCAAGUGUAGCUCAGUCAAUUUAAUUUAGCAAUUAGCAAGGCACUUCUAACUGCUCUUGUGAAACAGUCAGUGAACUCAUAAUGGGCUAAAUUGCUCUGCAUGUCUGUUGGCAACUGUGUCUACUUCAGUUAUUAUGCAAUGUACGGAUGAAGCCUAUAUACUGCGGAUAGCAGUAAUUUGGAGGAAAUUGUUUUAUGAUGGUUUGUUGCAGUUGCAUGCUGGGAGAAUUUAAAGUCCAGGCGUUAUCGCUUAGAAAUGGAGAAGAGGUCAGAGUCAACUAGCAAAGACUCUCCAGGUUACGUUCAGGGCUUCACAUUGAUCCGGUGGAAGAGGGGGAAAGAGAAGAUGUUACAUUUGAGGAGCUCGGCCCUCAUUCUGCUGUUGAGUCUGCAGUUUGUGGCUAGUUAUUGGGCUCUUCCAUGUCAGGCUCCUGAAAGGAAGUGUGACUUUGUAUGUGACUGUUCUGACUGCAGCGAUGAGCAAGACUGUGGCUACAGAGGAAAAGGGUUUGAGUGUGACUUUGAGGAAGCAGGAAUGUGUGGAUGGACGGACCAGUCCUUAAAUACAGCAGUGUACAGCUGGGAGAAACGUCAGAGGGGGGACACACUGCACGACAGCGGGCCGUCCUCUGACUACACCACCGGGACAGCUACAGGUUCCUUUAUGGGAGUGAGUGCGGUGAGGACAGAGUCUGUCAGUACUGCAGUUUUAAUCUCUCCAGAGAUGAAACAGUCUUCACCAACCUGUCGCUUUCGUCUCAGAUAUUUCCUGUGGGACUCAGGUCACACAGGUCUGGGCUCCACACCCUUGUGGGCAUCCGUCCUUCACCAGGACUCUCUAGAGGCCGUGGUGUGGCGUCCUGAGGCCACCAGUGUCCGUGGCUGGAGGGAGGCUACCAUCUUUCUGGGCCGUAUUCCCACAACCUUCCGAAUCCGUCUUUACUCGCAGCGCUCCGAUGGGCGAAGGGGAGAUGUGGCGGUAGACCAGCUGGAGUUUCUGGACUGUGCUCUGCCAUUACCACUCCCUGGGAAAGAGUGUCCAGCAGAGAUGAUGGAGUGUAGGCGUGAGGGCUGCGUGGAGCGUCGACAGGUCUGCGACGGCAGCGACGACUGCGGUGACGGGACUGAUGAGGAGGGCUGCGGAGAGUACCGGCUCUGUGACUUUGAGGAGGGCCUGUGUGAUUGGGACCUGACUUCACUGUCCAGACUAAAAUGGGUAAGGACGAAUCAGGAGAACAUCUCCAUCACGGAUCCUCUGAAAGGACCAGGCAGGGAUCAUUCCAACAACAGUGCAACAGGUCACUUCCUAUAUGUCACUGUCCCUGAUGGUGGUCUCACAAAUGACUGGGCCGCUUUCCAAAGUCCCCGCCUUGAACCCACCAAUAGUUCCCAUCCUUGCAAGAUGGUGAUGUACACUCACCAGUUUGGGCCGAGGUCUGGCGGUCUGACGGUGCUGGUGGCAGAUCGUAGCAUCUACCCGGUCUGGGAGCGGGCCGGAGCCCUAGGCGAUGUUUGGGUGAAGGCAGAGGUGGAGAUUGUCACCAACUCCACUUUCCAAAUUGUAAUAAUGGCAGCAGUCAGGGAUUUUACAUAUGGAGGUAUCGCUGUCGACAGCAUUGUGCUGUCUCCUGAAUGUCGCUUAUCAUCUGAAAAUAAUACCUGGGCAAACUUCCCUAAACCUCCUAAACACCCGUGUACUGAACCGGACAAGAUGUGUGAUUUUAAUCGUGACUGUGCAGGAGCAGAGGAUGAAGCCAAAUGUGGGGAUUUCUCUUACACCGAGGGCAGCUCAGGCUGGACUGACUCCAGCAUUGGGAGUCAAGGUUGGGUGCUAUAUGAAAAUUCCACAUCCAAAGAGGACUACCUGUAUGUAGCCGAGGCCCCAGGCCAGCAGCUGACCGAUGCCCAGACACGGACCCCCCUCCUGGGCCCCUCCGGGCCAGCCUGCACCCUCAGCUUUGAUUUUGCACUGACUGGGAAUCCAGAUCACAUUGGUGAGCUGUCCGUCAGGGUGAUUGACAGCUUGCUGGGUGUGCUGCCUAAGCUGUGGGAGUUCAGUGGGAAGACAGGAACAGGGGAGGGGGCAUGGCAGCACGUCAACGUGCCUAUCGGAGUCAGAAAACAUCGCUUCCAGCUGGCGUUUGAAGCUCGCGCUGUGAAACUUUGUCCUUGCGCCAAGAUUAAAGUGAAAAACGUUCGCUUUGUCAACUGUCAUGCUGACUAUUUUCCAUCUUCUCCAACAGGUAACUCUCAUAACUAUUUACAGUAUACAUACAUGAUGCAUACUUUCACCUUUUACCUAGAAAUGUCUCAAUGCUUGGAUUACAUGGUUUUUUUUUGGCCAGCACUAUCAUGUAACUUUGAAGAUGGACUGUGUGGAUGGUAUCAGGACAACAGUGACAACUUCGACUGGACGCUGCUCGAUGGGAUGGACCACACCAUCGGGAUCGGCAGAAGCCUUGUUGUGGACAUGUGGAGUCCUUCUCUGCGCGGUGUGUUCGGACGCUUAGUGUCAUUCACACAGUUACCAGCUCCCACAGAUUACUGCCUGUCCUUCUUCUACAAACUCUACGGGCCGAACACAGGUGCUCUGAAUGUGAAGCUCUUAGAUAACAGCGGUUAUGAGAGCGUCCUCUGGACCCGCAGUGGAGCUCAUGGCAACGUGUGGCACGAAGCCCACUGCCCAGUACCACACCAGCUCACAAACUUUCAGCUGAUGUUUGAAGCGGUUCGCUCUGGUUUUGACGGGCGCGUGGCCAUUGACGAUGUGGCGUUCGUGGGCCGUCCGUGCACCGUGCCGAGGAUGUGUUCCUUUGAAGGCCAGCGGUGUGGGUACAGCAGCUCUGGUAAAGUUCACUGGCUCCACCGCAGCGGAAACACCGCCACGACGCCCGGACCCAAAACCGACCACACUCUGGAGACUGAACUGGGUUUCUACAUGAUGGCUAACACCGGAGCAAACAUCCUUCCUUCUGGUGGUACGGCAGUCCUCACCUCCCCUGUUCGCAAAGGAACCGCCAAGACUGAGUGCGUCCAUUUCUGGUAUCACAUGGGAGGAGUGAAUCCUGGUUCUCUGACAUUGUAUAUGAAGCCGGUGAAGGGAGAAAGGGUGAAGAUCUUCUCUGACAGUCUGAACCAGGGAGAUGUCUGGCGCCAUGGCAACAGCAACAUCUCGAGUGCCCUUGUGGACUGGCAGUUGGAGUUUGAGGUGGUCGGAGCCGGAGGCAAAGACACUCACAUUGCAGUUGAUGACAUCUUCCUUUCAGCUCACCCAUGCGAAGAUCAAGGUUCUAAGUGCAGUCUGGAGAGAGGGAUGUGUAGCUGGAGCAACACGCAAAACAUCAAAGUAGAUAAACUGGACUGGGAGUUGACGAGCCAGGAGGCAGAGAGGCACUACUCCACCCCACAUGAAGACCACACACUGGGCACAGAGAGAGGUCACUUCCUGUUCUUUCCAAGCAGCAACCGGACGGCAGCCAAUCAAAAUGCUCAGUUGCUGAGCCCUCACCUGCCCCCAACUAAGGGCACCUGCCUGAAAUUCUGGGCCUACAAGCCGUACUCAUCGGACAGCGAGCUGAGGGUGUGGAGUCUGACUGAAGGUCGUCUCCAUCAGCUGCUGGUGGUGAGUGAACUGGGAGGACCGUGGAAACGCUUUGAUGUCAACAUCACAUCUACUGAAGAAUACCAGAUUGUGUUUGAAGGAAUCAAAGGCACAUCGGGUGUUGUAGCUCUGGAUGACAUUGAGUACACCGUCGGCGUCAACUGCGCUAACAAAGUCACAGAUGCACUGACAACCUCACCAAACGGAGACAACGCAGGAGGGACUGCAGCGUCCGUCAUCGUGGUCCUGCUGCUGAUCGGCACAUUGAUCGCCCUGCUGAUUUACUACCUGCGGACCCGACAGAGAAUCAAGGCCGUGACCGGUCCAUCGACAUCAUCUUCCUCGCCUGGUGUUGGUUUCCACAAUGAAACAUAUGAACCAGAAUUCACACAAGACAAUGUGAUGGUUCCACCAGCACAAAACCAUCCGAUGGCAGCUGGCUUCAAUAAUGUCUCCGUCUCUGCUGAUGUCAGAGAGAUGGAGGUGGCGUGAGGCAGGAGGAGCGGUGUUUCUGCCACCUAAAGGUGGCUUUGUGAAAUGAAGGCGAUAUCACAGCAGAAGAACUGCUUGUGUCGCCCUUACAUGACACACACACACACACACACACACACACACACACACACACACACACACAAACUCACAUACACAAAACACAAGCCCACAUACUGAAACACUGAUGAAGGCCUAAUCGGUGCAGCUGCCUCAGAUCUGCUGGAGCCCUUGAGGGUUGCAGCUCUCUGCCUGUGGACGGACAGAUGGAAGUCAGAAGAAGAUGUCUAACGUGUCAUGGAUGGAAAAGUAGUUUAACUUUCUUUAUUUAAAUCGAGAUUGGGCAUAACCCAUGAAUAGCAAAAAUGGUUGGCGAUGUAGGAUCCAUCCGGAUCUGUGAGGAAGUUCCAGCAGUUUCAGGUCAAGUGCAACACUGAAUCAUGUUAGUUUAGUUUAAGGAGAACUCCGCAGGUUGGGCUCCUUUCUCAUGGCUUAGAGUGGCGCCACUUCCAUUUUACAUGUUAGAGCCAGUUAAUUAGUCAGAAGUAUUACUCAGCCUGUGAUAUCUGCUGUAUAAUGUCUUCUGUGCCUCUGGAGGAGUUUUGUCAAGAAAAUAACUCACUCAAUAACUCCUUAACCAGUUAUCUCGGCUUUAGCUCGGAGACUAUCCAUUUACAGCAGAAAGCCUGAACUGGGGACAUGGAGCUUGUGAGUUUACCAGGCAGAGGGUCUAAUGAAAGACACUAUUGAGUUGCAUUAUGGGAGUAGAGCUUGACUCACACUAGAGUAGAGCUUGACUAAAAAUCUGAUCAUAUCAUAUCUCCACCUCUAAUCUAGAGGUGGAGAUAUGUAAGAUAGAAAGGUUGUAGAGGAAGCCGGCAUGUACUGUGAUGCUACUGUUUGGAAAAAGACUGUAGGACAGAUGUAUUCUUUUGGAUGUGUUGCAGGGUUAACUUUACGCUGCUUUGGAACAAGAUAUAAUUGAGCUCUGAUGAUAAAUGAAAUAAAGUUGCGCAUUGAAA